CGUUGGCUCGUGCCGUCGUGGUUCUGAUACUAGCAGGUCCUUGCCAUCAAGGAACUCUCGGAGACCCGACUGUCACGCGCACGAACCCACAGGCCGAGGAGCCGGAAGUUUCCGGUUACGUGACAACGGCCGAGAAAGUGUCGUGAACGCGUGCAGUUCAGUGAUUCGACAUCACAGACAUGCUCUUUCCGGGCUGCGUCGAGAAUUCCUUACUCCCGUGAACCGUGGGACCUUUAGUGACAUCAGGUUGGGUAUUGUGAAAAACUUUUGGGGAAGUUGUUAUCAAUGAAGGUCAUCCCCAGCUCUGAUCAACGAUUUCUGGGAACGGACUAAUUAUCUUUGCCCAUACCAGUGAAAUUGACAUCAUGAAUUGUUGAUCGUGUACAUAUGAUCAGCAUACCGUGGUCUGAUUUGCAAUAUCAAUUGAACUCAUCUAGACAGAUUUUGUAAAGGUCGUGGGGACGGCGUGAAACUGUCCGACGGCUAGCGAAAUAUCACACAAGCCCUUCUCGAUAAGCAAUUUGCGUUGUAAAAUUUGCAAAAUAUGUGAAACACAGUUGCUUGCAUUCUGGGCCGUGAGAUUGGUCUAUAGAUUUUGGAAAUGUUCAACGAUAAGGCGAAUAUGUAGACCAUGAUCGUAAAAAAAAAGAAACAGUCUCGGAAUAUGUUUGACUUGUAAGCUAAUGCAAAGAGAUCAACGACUGAAAUGGAUUGGUGUUAUCAUUCAGAAGAUUUCAGACGGAAGAUAUAGAUGUUAGUUCAAAGCAGCAAGGCCAAAACUUCCACAGACGCCCCAAUUAUCUCCAUGAAUAAGUAGUAGCUUAUUGUCAGUGAUGAUCCAUGGAGUGCGUUAUUUAGUGAUCGUGCUCCAGCAAACAAAAUGGAAGAUAUAAACACUGUGCGUUGAUCCGAGACGUCCAACGACGCCAUAAACUUCUUCCAACACCUCGUCACUGUCGACAAACACCACAUGAUUCCAGCAUAUCGUCGAUAAAGUGAUCUCUUUCUUCCUUGGUGAUCGGGUUUUGUUGAUCUCACAAAUUGAUGCAAGAGGACUGAUCGCUCUCCAACGGAGAGAAAAGUACCGGCGAGUUGGUACCGAACAUGGUGUUGGAGCCCGGAGGCGGUCUGUCCUUUCCGCUGCCUCCUGGCAGCGGCUCCAGCGCCUCCGGAGGAUCCCUGUUGGCCCCGACCAGAUUGUUUCAAAGGACGACGCCCGUGUUUCCAUUCCAUCUGACAGGAUGGCCGCCGCAUCACCCGGUUCUGGGGCAGGUGCAAAGUCAAGUCCAGCAAAGUAUGCAGGCCCAGCAUCAGGCCGCUGCCGCUGCUGUUAGAUUCCUCAGUCAUCAUCACCCGCAUCACCCGCACCCGGCACUGAGCAAUCAUUCUCUAGUACCGGCGAUCGCCGGACAUCAUCCCACUGCGCAUCAUCUGCAUCAUGCCGCUGAUCAUGGAGAGGAAGAUGACGAAAAGAAGGGCUGCGACGGAGAGUCAGACGAAGGUGGCAACAAGAGGCGAAGAAGCAGAACCAACUUCAACAGUUGGCAGUUGGAAGAAUUGGAGCGGGCCUUCUUGUCGAGUCAUUAUCCCGACGUCUUUAUGCGAGAAGCUCUGGCUGUGAGGCUCGAAUUAAAAGAGAGCCGCGUGGCGGUGUGGUUUCAAAACCGAAGGGCAAAAUGGCGAAAGAAGGAACACACGAAGAAGGGUCCCGGGAGGCCGGCGCAUAACGCUCACCCUCAAAGUUGCAGUGGCGAACCCAUCCCACCUGAAGAACUGAGACGGAAAGAACGCGAAAGGAGACAGAAAAAGUUGCUCAAAGCUCUCGAGAGGCAGCAACGGAAGCUCGCUGCUAAAGGCAUAACAGUGGAGUUGUCGACACUGCGUGCCGAGUGGGAGUCUCGCAGCGAGGCAGCGUCGGGACGAGGCGGUUCCGCGAGCGGUCCCCUAAGCAACUCCUUUGGUCAAUUAGGCCUAAACAACGAGAGCAACAACAUGUCUGCUUCCGGCAACGAUGCUAACGAGGAGAUCGACGUGGUAGGCGGACUGGACUCCUGCAGCGAGAGCGGAAGCGAACGAGUAGACUCCGCGGCCGACGGGUCCGUGGACGGUGAAUGUUACCCGACGGGCAACGCCAGCGAAUCCAGCGAGAGCCGCAAGAACCCGCAAAACCCGACGAUGGAACACCUGAACCAUCAACCCGGUAUUCACCAUUGGGGUCUGAGCUUACUGGAGCGACGACGCGAGUUGGUGGCCGUCGGCACGGGUCGUCAGCAGGCUGGCAACGGAGGCAGAAAUCUGAUCAGGCAAGCUACCAGCGAAGAGGAAGUCCAAAGCGGUAGCAUUGACCUCUCGGUGAAGGGCAGGGAGGAGAGAAAGAGGCUGAACCCGUUCUCCAUCGAUAGUCUACUGGGGAAUAACCGAACUAGCGGGGCUUCGGAGCGCAGGCCGGCGACGCCUACGACGCCGACGUCGCCGAUGUCGUCAGUCUGCACGUCGCCCUCUACAACGUAGUGAAUAGGCGAAAGGGGAGACGCCGAAGUGAGCCAGUUUAAAGGGACGCUCAGUUGGCGAUGGUGAAGUGCGAUUAGUUGGGGUUCUCCUCUUCGGGAUACCAGUGAACGGUGAAGUGAUCGCCAGAUCAACAAAGACUGAAAGGUGACUGAAAAACGGUUCUUUUGCUUCGAAAAAGAAAAGAACGAGAAAGACGCACAGAGAUGAGACUGGCCAUAGUAAUGCUCCUGUUCCCACCUUUGAAUCGCGGUUCCAGUCCUUUGACUGAAGACAACAGAUUCGCGAAUAUCCUUGCAUACUUGUAGACACUCUUACGUCCUUCGAUGGGAUACAUCUAGAUCUUCGGUAUCCCGACGUCUUUGGAGAAUCUCUGCACGAGUUCGAGGCUCGGGACACCCAUUGACUGGGCAACACGUAGAUAGAUUGAAUUUUAGAGAGAUUCAAGGAUCUGCAAGUUGAAGCUAAAUCGCAACUACGUAACUCGGAGACUCUUCGAGUCCAUUCGGGGAAUCCGGAAAUCACACGUCAGCAACUUGGACCGAGAAGGCAUAUAUCAGUUCGACAUAUCGAAUGCAUGCGUGACCGUCGUAGAUUGAGUGAGUUUGAUUUCAUCAUUGUGUCUCUUUUCAAAGAAGAAAAUGGAAAAAUGUGCAAUAAACGAAGGGCGCACUCGUUGACUAGGCGGGUCGUCCUUUUUCGAGGUAAGAGAGAAAGAAGCGAGGAAGCGACAGCAAGAAUGAGAGAGAGAGAGAGAGAGAGAGAGAGAGAGAGAGAAAACAAAAGAGUGAAUGCAUACGUAUGUAUUUAAUGUAAAUAGUGAGAAGGAGGUUUUGUUUUAUUUAAUUUGAGUAGCUGAUACCCCAGUGUUCGUCGAUCGCGGAUAUUAUUUAAAGCAAUAGGGCAGGGGUUCUCAACUCUUUACACUGACGCGCGAUCGAGUCGGGAGAAAUUGUAGAAAAAUUUGCUUGUUGUGAUUAAAAUUCUUACAGGGAGGAUAGAGACUGGGCGAAUGGAUGAGUUUUUUCUUAGCAACCUGUUUAUAGUAGCGUAAUACUAGGAACAGUGUCAAAUCGGGACGGAAAGGUGUGAGAAAGGUAAAAGCUUUUGAGGACCUCUGCGAUAGGAUUUUGCCUGGUUGUAUAUAUACUUAAAAAAUCCUACGUGAACGUGAGUACAGUGCGGUACAAAGAUUUGCUCUCCCCACCCCCCUGCAAGCAAGAUAGAUCUAUGAGCUCGGUUUAUGGUUAGGGGUGAUUAAGAGUUGCCAUACGAUGAUCCGGGAUAUGCGAAAACAGUACCUAUCAUAUAUCCAUUAAAAAUAUAUUAAUUUAUU
This is a messenger RNA of Harpegnathos saltator (Jerdon's jumping ant), 3844 nucleotides long. RefSeq names its product homeobox protein unc-4. Bases 1105 to 2511 code for a protein of 468 amino acids. Gene Ontology annotation, biological process: regulation of DNA-templated transcription. The transcript has 4 exons. The record is from RefSeq and is a predicted model, not a curated record. Gene Ontology annotation, molecular function: sequence-specific double-stranded DNA binding; DNA-binding transcription factor activity, RNA polymerase II-specific. Lineage: Eukaryota; Metazoa; Arthropoda; Insecta; Hymenoptera; Formicidae.